AAAAUCAAAGCUAUUCCAUAAUUUAGAGCGUUUCUUCCAAAAGAAUACUACUUUUCACAUUUUAAUUAAUUUAAAAAUUAAAUUUUCUAUGCAAAAAAAUGAAUUUUAAAGUUGAUAUUAGUGUAUGUCGAGUUUGUAUGAAAUCCGAAGAUGGAAUUUCACUUUUAAAAGACUCCUCACUUCUUGAGAAAUUUGUUUACACUACCAAAAUCAAGGUUAAACCAGACGAUAGUAUGCCAGCAAUUUUGUGUGAAAAAUGCAUUUCGCGUCUGAAAGUUGCCCACGACUUUUGUCGAUCGGCCAACUUGGCAGAGAAGCAUUUAAGAAAAUUCAUUAGCAAAAUUAGUCUUGACUUCCGGGAAGUUACAAAAACUUUACCAAUGGAAGAGGAAGAAGACUAUGUGCUAAUGGAGGAAUUCGAUGCAAUGGAUCCUCAAGUGUUGCUUGAGGAACCUGAAGAAAUUGUCCCAGCUCCACCGCCGCCACCAACAACGGCGUUGGAACAAACGACAGUAAUUCCAAAAAGAAAUUUAAAAAUAGAAGAAACUGAUGAAAUGGAAAAUGAAGAAAUUGAGUUGAUGGUGGAAGAGCCAGUGGAAGAAAUUGGGACAAUUGGGAAAGAAGAAGCUUUGGGUUCGGAGACACAAAUGGAAGAAUUCCAUGAGAUAAUACAAGAUGAAGAUGGUGAUGCGGAUCUUUAUUUAGAUGAGAAUACUUAUGAAGAGUUGCAAUUGUAUGAGACAGAAGAUGGUGAUAUCUAUGAAAAUCAGGAACAUGCUGAAGAAGAAGAGGAUGAAGAAGACGAUGGCGAAGAAGAAAUAAUUGCCGACCACAUUGAUACUUAUUCGGUUACCGAUAAUGGGGAACAAUUCGUUAAGAUGGAUCCUGAAGAACAAAAAAAAGUUAAAAACAGAAAAACAACUCGCAAUUUGAAGCGAUCUAGUGGUGAAUCUGCUGCUUCUAAAAUCGAAGGCAAAUCGAACAUUUGCAUUAAAUGCAAUAAGGAUUUCAGCACCAAAACAAAUCUCAUGAGGCACAUGAGCACACAUGAUGGUGUUAAACCCUUCACAUGUCCAACCUGUGGCAAAGGCUUCACACAAAACGGUUCUCUUAAACAGCAUAUUUUCAUUCAUACUGGAGAGAAACCCCAUGUUUGUCAUGUGUGUCAGAGAGGUUUCACACAGAGCAAGAGCCUCAUAUUUCAUAUGCGUCGACAUACAGGAGAGAAACCUUUCAACUGUGAAGAAUGUGGCAUUAAUUUUAGACAAAAAGAUGGAUUAAAGCAUCACAUACAAAAGUACCAUGGAGAAGGGCAACUUAAACGAGAAGCUCACAUUUGUCCUGUGUGUGAAAGAGUUCUUUCAUCUAAAUACGCGCUGGCUACCCACAUCAAAAAACAUCAAUCGAAAACCGAAGAACAAGAAGCCGAAAUAUUGGGUAGAUGCCUCCAAGGUAGCGCUAAAUUAGACAAAUCAUCAGGAAAAAAAGUUAAAACCGAAAGCCAAGAGUACUCAAGUACAUCAGCAAAUUCGGCAUCAAACCAAAUGAUUGACAUAACCGAUGAGAUGGUUGAAAAACAACCAAUCUGUCAUGCGGGUGCGGGAGUUCGAAUGAAACAGUUUCAAUGUGGAAAGUGUUUUAAAUCUUUUCAUAUAAAACGGAAUCUCUUUCGUCAUUUAAGAAAUCAUGAUGUCAGUACGUUGGAAUUGCACGAAUGCACCGAUUGUGGUAUAGGAUUCGAUACAAAACGUUCCCUAAAAUUACAUCGUCUACGCGAUCACAAAGACGUUGUUUGUGAUUUAAAUAAUUGUGAGUAUUGCGAUGCACCAUUUGCAUCAGUUGCUGAUCUCAGUGAGCACAUAGCCAACGAACAUGAUGCAAUUGACCAGAAUUGUCCUCAUUGCAGUGAACAUUUUGAUUCACAAAAAUUGUACUAUGAUCAUUUGUUGGAACAUGAACACAUGUUAGAUACUUAGUUUUUUUUUUUUUUAAGUUUAGAGAUAAAUUAGUUUUAAAAUAAAAUAUAUUUAAAAUGAAAAUAAAUUCAGAAAAAUGCUUUUAACCUGA
This is a messenger RNA of Episyrphus balteatus (marmalade hoverfly), 2067 nucleotides long. RefSeq names its product gastrula zinc finger protein XlCGF57.1-like. Gene Ontology annotation, cellular component: cytoplasm; nucleus. Gene Ontology annotation, molecular function: histone deacetylase binding; DNA-binding transcription factor activity; zinc ion binding. NCBI's taxonomy places the organism in Eukaryota, Metazoa, Arthropoda, Insecta, Diptera, Syrphidae. The transcript has 5 exons. Bases 99 to 1976 code for a protein of 625 amino acids. The record is from RefSeq and is a predicted model, not a curated record. Gene Ontology annotation, biological process: cell fate commitment; regulation of transcription by RNA polymerase II.